UGUGUCCAGUGACUGAAAACCUGCACUGUCUCUGGCUGCCCUGCUGGAAUCCCCCGGGUCCUAGUGCACAGAGGAUAUAGUGGUUAACCAAAGUUGAUUCAAGAUUUGUGAACCAUCUUUGCACUGCAUUGAGCAAAGAUGAUCAUCAGUUCAACAACAUCUGAUGCUUUUCAAAAAUGUAUGAGUUAAGGAGACGAUGGUGCUCUCCCUGGUGCUCUCCUCCUCAGGUCAACAUGUUCAACCUCAUGAGCAAUUGCUGCAGCUGGGUCUCCAAAUUCCAGCAACCACUGAGGAAGAUCACGGUUCUAGUGAUUGGUUUGGACAAGGCUGGAAAAACAUCUUGUGUCAGAGGGAUGUUGAGAGUGCCCCCUGGAGAUGUAGGUCCCACUCAUGGAUGUGUCCGCACUGAAUUAAGGGUGGAGAACUACUUGGUUAACAUACUGGAUAUGGGAGGGGCUCCUGAGGUUCGGGGGUCCUGGAGAGAACAUUACGGUGAAGCUCACGGCAUCAUCUUUGUGAUGGAUUCCAGUGACCGACAACGAAUGAAAGAGGUCAAAGAAGCUCUGGUGGACUUACUGAAGCACCCAAGAGUAGCAGGAAAACCUCUUCUUGUGCUGGCAAAUAAACAGGACAAAAUGAAUGCACUGCUGGGAAAUGAGCUCAUUGAAAUUCUCUCUCUAGAGAGGCUGGUCAACCAGAGCCGUUCCCUUUGCCACAUUGAGCCAUGUUCUGCCUCAAUGGACCUGCGUCGUUGGUCAGACAGGAAAACUCUGCGAGGUCUCAGAUGGCUACUGCGAGCCGUGUGCCUGGACUACCCUGACCUCUGUGCCCGUGUGAUGAGAGACGGGAGGCGACCAUUAGGGCCAGAAGAAAAAGAAAGGAGAGGAAAAAUAGAGAAGAGCCGGAACAAAGCUAAAGAGGAAAAAACACGUACAAGCAAAACCGAUAUCCGUCAAGAACAGCACAAUGAAACUGAAAGGAAAAAUGGGACUCUGCAACCAAUCAAAAAUAUUCUAAAUAAGGAGAACUCUUUAAAAAAGAAACUAAGCAAAAAGAAGGUGAAGGUUAAAAUUAAGAAGGGGAGUCCAAGCAGAGGAGUAAAUGAAGACGAGGUGGAGGAGACAGAAGGACAUGAAGCAGAACAGGACCACAACAGCCAGAAAGAUAAAGCCAGCAGUGCAUUACUGCCUCCCAAACGAAGGAAAAUUAAACGCAAAGCCAAAGUAAAAGAGGAGAACUCAGGUUUACCGGAGUCCGCCAACAGUGAGGUCUCUAGACCCUCUAGAGGAAAAGAGGAAAGAAUGAGAAAAAAGAAGACAGUUAAAGUAAAACGAAAGAACAAGAUAAACACAGAGGAAGUUCCAGCAGUUUAUGCACAGCCUGUUGAUCUUUCAACUACUUUCGACCUUUACCGAAAAGCAAUUUUGGCUCUCAAAGCCCGACAGGAACAGGACAUGGCUUCAGGAUAAUAAUGAAAAAGAAGAAUGAAGAUCUAUGAAGAAAUGGAUGGAUGAAUGACAUGCUGUGAACCACUUAUCGACGUCUUUUACCCAAACAGAAGUCUGCUAUCAAUGUCUGCAAACAGAAGUUACAGUUUUGUAAUGGCUAGAUCGUCAUUAUCAAUACCUUUUGUAAAGAUUUUUUGAGGCAAUUUUUAUAAAAAUAUGUAUACUUUGUAUUGUAAUUCUAUUAAGAUAUUAUUGAGAAACGAUUGAGAAGGAAUUAGCCUAUACUAAAAAUGGGACAUCUAUUCAAAAAGGUCUAUCCUGAAAAAAGUCCUAAAAGAUUUUUGUAUUAUAACUUACAUAACCAGAAUGAAUCAGUCUCAUAGAUAAUCAAGAUGGUUUAUCAUGAAAUAUAUUGCAUCCAUUGUAUUUAUCCUUGAAUCUGUUUUUACAGAAGAUGCCUACCUUUUUUUUUUUUUUUGGUGAAAUUUUAUUACUUUUUUAAAAAAUAUAUAAAUCCGUUUCUUUUUUGCCCAUUUAUACUUUUUUAUUUAUUUAU
This is a messenger RNA of Onychostoma macrolepis, 2004 nucleotides long. It is a transcript of the gene arl13a, whose product is annotated as ADP-ribosylation factor-like 13A. Lineage: Eukaryota; Metazoa; Chordata; Actinopteri; Cypriniformes; Cyprinidae. The coding region runs from base 177 to 1469 and encodes 430 amino acids. Gene Ontology annotation, cellular component: ciliary membrane; non-motile cilium. The transcript is spliced from 11 exons. The record is from RefSeq and is a predicted model, not a curated record. Gene Ontology annotation, biological process: receptor localization to non-motile cilium; non-motile cilium assembly. Gene Ontology annotation, molecular function: GTPase activity; GTP binding.